Molecule: messenger RNA, 1269 nt
Organism: Humulus lupulus (European hop)
Lineage: Eukaryota; Viridiplantae; Streptophyta; Magnoliopsida; Rosales; Cannabaceae
Product: cationic peroxidase 2-like
Exons: 3
Coding region: 45-1016 (323 amino acids)
Biological process (GO): hydrogen peroxide catabolic process; response to oxidative stress
Cellular component (GO): plasmodesma; plant-type cell wall
Molecular function (GO): heme binding; peroxidase activity
Source: RefSeq, a predicted model, not a curated record
CACAACCCAAGAACACUCACAAGUAUACGCUAUACGUAAAAAAAAUGGAAGUGAACAAAACAUUUAUGGUUAUGGUAAUUACGUUUUUGUUACUUGGUUUGGCUACCACAAUGGCGCAUGGCCAAGGAACCAAAGUAGGGUUUUACUCAAAAACCUGCCCUAAGGCCGAGUCUAUCAUCAGCUCAACAGUUCAGACUCAUUUCAAAUCAAACCCUCGCAUUGCCCCGGGCAUCCUUAGGAUGCACUUCCACGACUGCUUCGUCCGUGGUUGCGACGGUUCUAUCCUCAUCGCAGGCUCGAGCACCGAGAAGACUGCCGCACCCAACAGCGGCAUACCGGGCUACAACGUCAUCGACGACGCCAAGAAGCAGCUCGAGGCUGCGUGCCCCGGUGUCGUUUCUUGUGCUGAUAUUCUUGCACUGGCUGCACGCGACUCUGUCGUUGUCACUAAAGGGAUUAGUUGGCAAGUUCCGACUGGGCGUAGAGAUGGACGAGUUUCAAUUGCGUCGGACACUAACAAUUUGCCUGGCCCUAGUGAAUCAAUUGCUUCUCAAACAAGCAAGUUUAAAGCCAAGGGUCUCAACACUCAAGACCUCGUCACUCUAGUCGGUGGCCAUACCAUCGGAACAGCAGCAUGUCGGUUCGUGACUGGCAGACUGUACAACGUGAAUUCAAGCAGUGGUGCUGACCCAUCUAUCGACCCAACCUUUCUCCCUCAACUCCGAGCUCUGUGCCCCCGAAACGGCGACGCUUCGAAGCGUAUCGAUCUUGACACAGGAAGCGGUUCCCAUUUCGACAUCAGUUACUUCAUCAACUUGAGCAAGGGUCGAGGAAUUCUCGCAUCGGAUCAGUUGCUGUGGACCGAUGCCUCCACCAAGGGCUUUGUCCAACGCUACUUGAAGAGCUUGAGCACCUUCAACUCUGAGUUUGCCAAGGCCAUGGUCAAGAUGAGCAAGAUUGGCGUCUUGACUGGUACUCAGGGUGAAAUUCGUAAAGUUUGUACUGCUAUUAACUAAGUUAAAAUAUAUCUUUAUCCACCAAACAUGUUAUUAAUUAAUUAUAUAUAUAUAUAAAGUCAAACCUGUAUUGUCAUUUUCUGUAAUAAUGUGGGAUGAGAUCGAUGGAAACAUUAAGAAAGUGUUUCUCUAAUGGUUACCUGAUAAAAGUGCCACGAACAAUCGUGUUCCUUGUUUAAGUUGUAUACUUGAAAGGAGAAAGAAUAUUUAAUAAAUUGUAUGUGCCCUUAUUAUAGUAGUAUUUUUAACUUUA